AUGGAGCAGGCACCUCAGAAUUCAAUUCCCGACAUACAGCAGGGUACGGUGACUCCUGGUGCUAUGCCCACGGAGUACUGGGGCAAUGUCGAUGCGCUGUACGCGGAACCUAACCACCAGCACCCCCAACCACAGUCACAGCCCCAGCACCCAGAUCAGCCACUGGGCAUUGGCUGGGACCAUCCAGUCUUUCAUCAACCACAUCAGCAGCCUAGACAUGCCCCACAGGACACAGUGGAUCAUGGCAUAUAUUCCCAGACGCCUCAGCAUUGGAACCAAAAUCCCCUACAGCAACCGUUAAUGCCUUCGGCCCAGGACUUUCCCAUGCCUUCUCAGUAUCGCCAAAUUCAUACUUAUCCUCAAGCACGCGUUUCAUAUGAAUCGCCGUAUUCAUUUCCCCAAAACUAUUACCCUUCUCAGCAGCUUCCCGUGUCGGAUACAUUCUCCCGACAACCUACCCUGCAAGAUAUUCAACCACGUUCCCAGUCCGCCUCCUACCAACCAGCUACACAUCAGACAUCUAUCACCCAGUACACUGUCCCCGCUGGCUAUUCCGAAAGUCUAACGCAUACUCCGAUUGAUUUUCGUAAUGGAUACCAUGAACCUGCUCCAAGGGUGACGGACCAACAGACCAUAAAUCCUCGAUUUCUUGAUGUUCCGCAGCAAUCCGCUUCCUCCCACCAACACCCGUCUCUACAGAAUAAUUUUCUUUAUUUGAGCCCGGCGGACUUUGAGCGGAAAAAUAAUGCAAAUGUGUUGAGCGGCUUUUACCAUGAGGGAUUGCAUACAUCAUCAGCUCCAGGUCAGAGUGCUGUCAACCAGCCUGUUAAUUUCCACGACGGCAUUGCUGUUGUCAUCGAAAACAAAGGCCUUCCGGUAACUACGAAGCCUUUGAGUGUGGCAGAGCCAAAAAAGAAGAAAUCCGCUGCAAAGAGCACGAAGAAAAUCGUUAAGAAAAUAUCUGACAAAAAGCAAGCCUCACUGAGUUCUGAAAGCGAGAGUUCUGACGAUUCCGACCUGGAGGUGCUCCCUGAAGAACCGUCUCCAAUUCCAUCCACUCGCCCCAGUGACCCUGUUGCUGCUGCACAAUAUGAUGCUCUCAAAGCAGUCUGGUUUCCACGUAACAGGCGGCCAGACGUUGAUAAGAUCAAGAGCGCGCUGGUCGCGUUUAAAGAUGUUGUCAAAGCGGUACGAGACGUGUGGAAAGAAAAGAGCCAAGCAAUGAAAGUGUCGGAAAACAAAGGCGAAAACGACAAAGCAGCUGAACUCAAGAAAGACGUGGUCCUUCAACGGCACCUCAUGGAAGUGGUGGUCAAUACCACUUUGGACAGGGGCCAUCCGAUCAUUGUUGAGAAGCUGGGUGAACAUCCCAUGGCAAUAGCAGCCAUGUACUCUUUUCUGCUGGACCGACACCAUGCGUCCGAUAUUGACGGCGCGCUCACAACAAGCAUACUAAAGUUGCUUGCCCGGUUCGUCACAGUGGAUGAGGAGACACUCAGCAAGACAAAUGUUGCAAAAUUACUGCCUAGGUUCAUGAAAAAGGGCGGGCAAACAGUCAAAGAGCUUUCUCAGAAAAUUUUAGAUAAUGCCUCUGCAUCCACUAAAAGGAAACAGGAAGUGACAAAGUCAGCCUCAAAAGAAGGAUCACCUAACAAGAACCACGCAUCCGAUGCUGCGAAUGGUGUUGGUACGGAGAUUGUUGGGACUAAACGUUUGAGGGAAGGUGAGAACAACAACUUGCCAGCUACGAAACGUGUUGUGGUUGCAUCGCACACCAAGAAUGGCAUGAAGCCUAGUGGCGCUGGCAGUGGUAUUCCCGCCAAGCGCCCGCAAGAGGAUGCGAAGGCGGGGCAUACAGGCAAUCCUCGUCCAAAGGCCAACAUCAUUGCCCCCAAGCCCACGAACCUCUUUGGCAGCUUGAGUUCAGCAUCAAAGCGGCCUGGUACUUCCAAUGCAGAAAGGGCUGCAGCUGCAGCGGCUGCGAAAGCAAAUGCAUCCGGGGAGAAGAAAGAAGCUCCAAAGCAGCCUUCCUUCUCGUUUGGCGAGCUUAUGGCAGAUCUCAACAAGCCGAAGGAAACUGUUCCCGCUAAGCCUGUCGAGGAUAGACCACCAGAGACUGAGGAAGAGCGGAAGAAGAGACUCCGUAAAGAGGAACGUCGAAAGUUGCGUGUCACCUGGAAACCCGACCACUUCUUGACGGAGGUUCGUCUGUUUACACAUGAUCCCGACGAGGAGCUUGGCCCAGGUGACGGAUCCCAUCGUGAGGCUGGUGAUGUAAAGGGAGAAGGUAGUUUCCUCAAACUUCACAGAGACUUGGAUGAGGAAGAUGAUGAGGAUGAUGGUGGUAUUGGAGAGAACGAGUUACUCCCUUACCACGAACCAUCGGAAACCGACUUUGGCGAGAUACCGGACGAUGAGCGAUCCAGGAAUUUCAUCAAAUGCGGCGGUACUCAGCUACCUGAUAGCCCGGAGAAACUUGCCCAAGAGCACCGUGAAGCCACCACACUCAUGGUGUUCCACACCUCUCCCGCCGAUAUACCACCUUCCCCCAAGGAGCCGCCUCCACCUAGCGAAGGCGAACCAGUAUCUGAGGAACUACAUUUUGGCGAGCCGCCAGAUCAUAUCAAGGCCCGGCAAGAACGUUAUUACUCAACCAUCAAGCAGAAUCCAACGGCUUCUUCGAAACCAAGUGCUUCUAACGGCCAGGAUAUUUCAAACUUGCUCAAAAUUAUUCAAAAUGUGCCUCAACAGCAACCGCCGCAGCCGCCAACCGUCUCCCCCCAGCCUGCGGCGCCCUUGUCUGGCCUUGAGCGGACGGUCAACCUGUUCCGGCAGCAACAGGUGCAGCCACAGCUACCCCAGAUACCCCAGAUUCCAGCGGCUCAGCCUUCCGCCAUGCAAGGCAUUGAUUUCCAGCAGAUCCUUGCCAUCCUAAAUACCCAAAAACAGAUGCAGCAAUUCACCCAGCCUCCGCAAUCCCAGCCAGCGGUUGCUCCAAAUCUUGCAGCUGUCAUCUCGCAGCUCGCCAAUCAGAAUCAACCAGCCGCCCAGGGUCAGUCUCAAUGGCAAGGCUCAGUUUACGAAGACCCCGAGCGCAAACGCAGGCGCGAAGCCGGUGGUGGAUACGAUGGUGCGAGCGAUGAUGCCUACUCCAAGCGGACUAAGAUGAAUGGAGAUUCAAAGGCAAAGAAGCCAAAACCGGUUGGCGUGGUUCCUUGCAGGUUUUGGGCACAGGGGAACUGCGUAAAGGGCGAUGCUUGCACAUUUCGUCAUGACCCUCUCGACUGAACGGAAGUUUCUUCUCACUAUUCUCCUUUCCUAAUACUCGGUCAUCUCGCUUUUUCCUGACGCCUUACCUUUUCUGCAUCGAGUCCGAGUCUUCCCUAUGUCGCCCGGUCGGUUAGACGGCCCAAUAAUUCUUUUUCUUUUUACACUUGGGAAAGGUUCGGUUCACCAUACGCUUUUAAUAUCGGUUUGCUUCCAUGCACGUCCCACAUAAAGCUACUAUGCUCCAACGUUUCUUCUCCCCUUUUUCCUCUCCGCCAGAAACGAAGUCGUAUGGACAGUGUACUGGAGAAUUUUCAUGGCGCUCUAGUGGACCCCUCAUUUAUACUUUCUCCGUUUUGAACGAUUCGCUUAGCAUCAGGGAUACUGCUUCUACACUGUUUCUAUUUGGCAAUGGUCGCAUUUUCCAUGGUCGUCAUAUAUCAUCAGGCUAGGCGUUGUUCUCACCCGCGGGAUUGGGAGUUUCCAUUUUACAGGUAGUAUCUAUUGCAAGAAGCAAUGGUAUUGUAUGGAAUUUACUUGCGGUUACUUCCAGUUCUUCGUACGCGUACUGUUUGCCUGUUAGUUAUCUAGUUAAAUAACGUAACUGGGAAGCGAGCCGGCCACCUCUAUAUUCCAUAUAAAAUUGCAGUUUUUGCGGCCUCAAUAUCUCAACAACGAAGCAUCUAGAGAGCAUAAAUUUCAAGAUU
Molecule: messenger RNA, 3974 nt
Organism: Monascus purpureus
Lineage: Eukaryota; Fungi; Ascomycota; Eurotiomycetes; Eurotiales; Aspergillaceae
Source: the annotation of a GenBank genome assembly